AAACCAACACCCAGGCCCUUUUCGUAAAUCCAAAAAUCUCUUCAUAUUUAUGAAUUAAAUUAAGUUAGACAAUAUUUUUCCCCUAAAAUUAAGCUUCACAAAAGUAGGGUUGAUCUCUCGAUCAAGGACUCUGCCUUGUUCUACAAGUUGUCAAUUGUAAUAUAGAAAUCAAUGGUUCAUGAUCGAUUCUGAGAAAUUCCAUGGCUCUACCUCUCGGCAAGCUCACUAUCCUCGUUGGUGCUGGCAUUGUUGGGUCAGUACUUGCUAAGGAAGGACGAUUGCCAGAUGUCUCCGAUUUUUUCUCCGGCGCAUUUAAGAUUGCCUUGAGGCAAAUUCGACAAGAUAAAUCAACCAGUUCAACUCCAAAGCCACGCAAUGAUUCAUUGCUGCAGCAGGUUAAUAGCUUACGGCAGGAGCUGCAACUCUUGGCUUCAAAUAGAUCUGUUACAAUUGUGACAUCAAGUGGAUCAGGUUCUAGCAGAUAUACUAUAAUCAUUGUUGUUGUGGUGAUGGGGUAUGGCUAUAUUUGGUGGAAGGGUUGGAAGCUUCCUGAAUUUAUGUUUGCGACCAGGCGGAGCUUAUCUGAUGCAUGUGGUAGUGUGUCCAAACAGCUUGAGAGUGUAUACACAUCUAUUUCUGCCACAAAGCGCCAUUUAGCUUCACGAAUUGAUCGCGUGGAUACUAAAAUUGAUGAUUGUGUGGAUAAUACUGCUGCAACGAGAGACGAGGUUUCUGAAAUUCGAGGAAAAGUGAGAACAUUUGGUGAGGAUGUCCAGUCAGUUCAUCUUGUUGUCCAAUCAUUGGAGACAAAAAUUAGUAGAAUUGAAGGGAGACAGAAUGAAACAAACUAUGGUGUGGGAAAGUUGCUUUCUUUUAUGAGGAGCAUUGAAACUAGGAGACCCAAGGAGCAGAUUGAGGCACCUCCAUCUAGCUCAUCUAGACCUGCUCUUGAAUUACCAUCAGUAGCUUCCUCAGCACGGGCUGGGUCUUUGCCUCCAAGUUUAUCAGUCGAAUCAUCAUCUCCAUCUGCUUCUAGUGUAUCUCCGAAGCGUCCUUUGCAUGGUGCUGUAUCUGCCUCAGGCCUUAAGGAGCUUGGAGGUAUAUCAGAUGUAGUCGAAGUGUCAAAUGAAAGCAGUCCUCAGGUUUCCAAUGCUGUUUUCACCUCGGAACAGAGGAGCAAUGAGAACUCUGGUUUUGGUAGCGUGUAUGGGCGUAAAUUUGCAGGCGUUGGUGCUUCUUUUCUCACAAGAAGCCGCAGUGCUAUGCAGAGUUUUAAGUGAGGUGGUUCACCAAUCAUUAAAAUAAUUGAACUUCUCUAUGGUAUAUAUUAAAAGUAGUGUUGCUGCUGAGCAUGUAUCUUUGCUCAGGGAGUAUUUUGCCAUUUUUUGAUGGCUGCUGAAUUUUGUAGAGCCAAUAUUUACCGAGGUACUUAGUAUACAUGUGUAAGUUCAGGCUAGAAAUUGUUUAGAUAAGCUGAAGAAAGGAAAAACAGGAAAUUGGAUGAAGGGAUCUUCAUGUCAAUUUAUCUCCUUGACUUCAUAAAAAAAAAUGAUUUGCUGUUUUCUGCAUAUUCAUUUUGUCUGCAGCUCGUCGUACCUAGGUCUUUACUUGGGUUUGAUUUGUUGCUUCUGGGCCGCUAUAGUACUUAGACCUUGAGCAGUUCUCUGUUUCAAUGAUGAUUCUGGCCGAAUGCAUAGUCCAGGAAUGAUACUCAAAUAUGCUGCGGUGGAGAUGACGGUCUGGAUCCACCAUUGGUGAGCGUUUUUGAAAUCCUAUGGUGUCAAACGCUCAUGCAGGGUGAAACCUUGUUGAUUGAUAAUUUGGUAUAAUUGUUAACAUCAGUUGCUAUUUGUGCAUGAGUCUGUAGCUCUGAAUCUGUAAGAAACUUAUUUCCAUUUCUAAUUGCUGCAAGAUAUAUAGCAUACGUACUAAAACAUAUGUUUAGCAGCAAUUCAAUAAAACCAACGAAAGUAGAAAA
Molecule: messenger RNA, 1978 nt
Organism: Solanum pennellii
Lineage: Eukaryota; Viridiplantae; Streptophyta; Magnoliopsida; Solanales; Solanaceae
Exons: 14
Coding region: 201-1280 (359 amino acids)
Source: RefSeq, a predicted model, not a curated record